AUGGAGGAGAAAAUGGCCUGUGGCUACCUGCUCCGCCAGGCAAAAGAGAACAAGAAGGCCUCGACCACGGUCCGUCAGUGUACGGGAAUACAGGACGGGAAGGGACGGAGUGCUCAAAAGGAUGAACCAUCACAGAAGAGUUCAAACCCGCUCAGCGAAGGCAUUAUUGGCGGCUUAGGCGAACGUAUGUAUGUAUAUUCACGGCGCCAUGGCUGA
This is a messenger RNA of Trichophyton verrucosum HKI 0517, 216 nucleotides long. RefSeq lists its product as uncharacterized. The record is from RefSeq and is a predicted model, not a curated record. The coding region runs from base 1 to 216 and encodes 71 amino acids. NCBI's taxonomy places the organism in Eukaryota, Fungi, Ascomycota, Eurotiomycetes, Onygenales, Arthrodermataceae. The transcript has a single exon.